This is a messenger RNA of Juglans regia (Persian walnut), 1408 nucleotides long. Its product is annotated as 5'-nucleotidase SurE. Bases 95 to 1009 code for a protein of 304 amino acids. Gene Ontology annotation, molecular function: nucleotidase activity. The record is from RefSeq and is a predicted model, not a curated record. The transcript is spliced from 10 exons. Gene Ontology annotation, cellular component: cytosol. NCBI's taxonomy places the organism in Eukaryota, Viridiplantae, Streptophyta, Magnoliopsida, Fagales, Juglandaceae.
AAAACGCGCCCAUUGGCUCCUAACCCUUUUCCCUUACCAGCCGGCAGCCAUCGAAACUCCUAACGCCUUUCUCAGUCACUCUCGCAAGCAAAAAAUGGAGAACAUUCACAGGCCCACGAUCAUGGUCACCAACGACGACGGAAUUGACGCGCCAGGUCUCCGAGCCCUGGUUCGCGUCCUCGUUUCCACGGAUCGCUACAAUGUUCAAGUCUGCGCUCCGGAUUCGGAAAAGUCAGCUGUUAGCCAUUGUAUCACUUGGCGUCACCCAAUUUCUGCCAAACGAGUACAUAUUGAUGGAGCAACAGCCUUUGCAGCCUGUGGAACUCCAGCUGACUGUGCUUCUUUGGGAAUCUCCAAAGCACUCUUUCCUACAAUUUCUGAUCUGGUGGUCAGUGGCAUAAACAUGGGAAGCAACUGUGGUUAUCACAUAAUCUACUCUGGCACAGUUGCUGGUGCUCGAGAGGCCUUUUUCAAUGGUGUACCUUCUGUCUCUAUAUCAUACGAUUGGGUUGGAGGUAAGAGCAAUGUUCAUGACUAUACACUUGCUGCUGAGGCUUGUUUACCGAUCAUAAGUGCAAUUGUGGAUGAGAUCAGGAAUCAAAAUUAUCCUCAUAGAUGCUUUUUGAAUAUUGAUCUACCAACAGAUGUUGCUAAUCAUAAGGGGUAUAAGCUGACUAAGCAGGGUACAAGCAUAUUCAGAAUGGGAUGGAGACAAGUUACUUCUGACAUGCAAGGAGAAAAAAUGGCAUCGACUAUGACUAUGGAGUCUAACUCAGAAGCAUCAGCAGAAACUCAAACAUCACCUAUAUUGCCAGAAAAUCCUUUGUUCAGGAGGGAAGUGAUUAGUAUUGAACAUGGCGACAAUGAUACGGACCACCGAAUUCUUCAGGAAGGAUAUAUUACUGUCACUCCUCUUGGUGCCCUUUCACCUGCAGAGAAAGAUUCUCAUGUCUUCUUUCAAAAUUGGCUGCCAAGUGUGGUUGCACACCCCUCUUCUUCAUCCUUAUAAUGCUUAUAUCCUUCUUGUUGGAAUCGGAUUGUGAUACCCUUAGAAUUCCCUAUUCCAAUUCUAGGGGUGGAUUUCGGAUCUGUGGAACACCAUUCCUGUGGAAAUGAGCGAGUGAGGUGGGAAAUAUACACCAGUAUAUCUUCAGUUCGGGAAAAAAAAAAACCAUUUUGUCCCGUAGUUUUCACAAUUUCUACAUUUACGGCAGCGUAUCUUGAGUUCAACAGAACCUUCUUUUACCCAUUCAUUGUCUCAAAUUCUACUUUUUCUCCCACACAAUAGAUAUUAAAAGGGUCUCAUUCUAAGCUGUUUGAUAGUUUAAGUAGAUGAUAAUAGAAAGAAUAGUUUAAUUAUCCACGAGGUAAUAGUAAUCACUACCUUUAUGUUUUCACUGGACGAAAA